GUUUCCACCACAGAUUAAAUAGGAAGAUUUUAAUAAUAGUUUGGUUUAUAUAUAUAUAUUAUUCAAAAACUGCACAAGUUUUUGUAAACCAAGAGAUUUUUUUUUUCAUGAUUUCGGACUUUAGGGAUCCACAAGAGGAAGACGGACAUCAACUCUGUUGUUUUCAAGAUAUUUUUCGGGACAUGGGGACAGCAUGAUUGGAGCAUCCAGUCUACCAGGUCACACACUGAUAGCGUGUCAUUUCCCUGUGGUGCAACUUCCCGCUUGGCAGCUUCCAGUCCAGGCCUUGUCCAGAUCAGCCAAGAGGCCGAGCCGGCUAUGCUCAUCAGGACUGACCCGAGCAGUGUCCCUCCCAGAGCAGGACACUCUUGUCAGAGAUCACUCCUUCACAGGAGGAUGGAGACCUUUUUCCAGCAGCUACAGUAGUCUCUGUGAGAAUCAGGUGGAGGAAGAGGGGACCAGCGACAGCAGCGGAAAAUACGAGUCCAACUCAUCGCCAGAAGAAAUAGGAUCCAGUAUCAAGGAGGGAAGCUGUGGAGCUGGAAAUAACCUGCGCUCACACAACUCCUUUCUUCCCAAACCAGAGCUGGAUGAGGAGGAAGAAGAGGACAGGGAUGGAGAUAAUCUCCACAAAUAUCAUGAGGACUCUUCUUUUGCGCUGCAUGGAAACUCCAACUGGUCACUGAAUCAUGGAGGAAUUGAUGCAUUUCUUCAUGAAGAACUUGGUAUUGAAUGGAACAAUGAAGGGUUAAUGCUGGGGAUGGGAAAAAACCAAGAGUGGCUGUCUAACCAGAUGGACUCACUGCAGCAGAGAUGCCAUCGCUGUCCUGUGAGCAGAUCUCUUCUGUCUUGUUCAGAGCAGAAUUCGGACAUCCUACAGCAGAAUAUCUAUGGAAAAUGUUCCCCAGAGCUGCUAGCCAACAUUCAAACAGAAGACAACACUGACUCCUCAUGUAACAGCUCUGAUGGCAUACUGGUUAACUUCUGCACCAUCUACAAUAAAAGCAACAAUCCUGCCACACCUCAGGAUCUCAGCAGUCCUGCUGCUGAUUCAUGUCAGAUUUCAGGGGGUUCUGUGUUCCUCUCUCUCCAACCUGCUCCUCAACUGGCCCAGAAAGAAGAUGCUGAUCCCAAACCAUUUGGCAUGGAUUCAAACUGCAACCUUUAUUCCUUAGAGCCGAUGGCUCCUUGCCUCUCUUCUCUGGAGGUUACAGACCUGACCGCGUGCAUUCAAAGCCAAGACAGACUGGCUAUGGAGACAAACCAGAAGUACUAUAAGCUUGUGACCUGUGACCUCUCAUCCCAGUCCCCAAGCCCUGCGUGCUCUGGCCUCACUGGAUGUCUGGGAGAGCCCCGCAAAAGCUGCACCAUUCCAGUCUCUCCUGGUUCUAACAAAGAAGGACCACCCAAAGAAAACAUGGAGGCAAGCGAUCAGCAGGUUACCGCAACUUCCACCAACAUAGCCCCCUGCAGGAAGCAACAUUUGCACGGUAUCCAGAGCUUCUCCUACAUGCCUUGUUCGCCAUGCUGUGGCCAGAGUAGCCCCCAUAGUAGUAAAUGCCAAGAAAGAGGAGCUGAAUCCACCCAGCCAUCUGUGAUUCAGAACAGAGAGUACACUGAUGCAGAUGCUACUGAAAUGGGUGUUUGGUCCUGUGACAAGGAAAUGGUACGCUACAGUAAGCUACAAAGACCAACUUCUUUGCCCAUCCAGCCAUUUGUUCUGCUUCACACAGAGAAGCCCCAGAUCCAGCCUGGACAAUGUAACUUAGGAGGCCUGCUUGAGCAGUACCUAAAUCAUAAGAGCAGCAAACCUAUUAUCUCCCAGAAUGGCCUCAAGUUCAAGGAGAAAAGAAGCCAAUGUUUAUCUGAACUGCAAACCUCACCUAUGGAGAGUCUCUGCCCAGUAUUCCUGGAGGCUGCUUCAAGCUCUGAUACCUGCUCCACCUGCACCCCAAGUCCAAAAGGUUUGAGCUACAGACACACGUGGAGUCAAAAGUAUCAACCAACAGCCAAUGAGACCAGCCAUGAGGCAGUAGUUCAGUCUCAGGAAAGAAUACGGUUAAACCCUGGAACAACAAGCCAUCAGCCCAACCUUGUUAGGAUCCCUACAUACCAGGACCUGUUUAGCCUUCAACCAGAAAUAAACCAAGUCACCGCUCAAACCAGAAUUACUAACACUGAUUUUCAUUCAAAACUUUCCCAUAUGUUACCCAUAACACCUGAAAGCGUGGUUUCAAACCUGCCAGUGUCCCUACUACCUCCAAAACCCUCAAGACCACAGCUAAAGCUCCAUCAAGAUCAGUCCCUCACUGCUGCAGCAUGCCUCUCUUCUUUAAGCUCAUUCCUCUCUUCAGGCCUGCACCAAAAGAAAACUGAAGAUCCUGUUAGAUCCAGCCCAAUGCCAACUCAGAGCCAGAGCAGCCAGGCUCUGAUCGUGAGCGACAGGCCACCCGUAGAGUUCUGCCUCUCAAUGGAUACAUCUUAUGAGUCAAUGUCUAUCAGUCAUCUGCAGAGGAAAGGCUUGCUGAGAGCUGUGAGCAAUGCAGUGGAUUUGAUCAUGGCUCAUUUUGGAAGUAGCAGAGACCCAGAAGAAAAGAUGCGUCUGGGUAACAGCUCCUACAGUUCCACUAUAGCAGGCCUCGUCCUUGAACACUUGUGUCCUGCGAUUCAGAACAUUUUAGAGGACGGUCUGAGAGAUCACAAGCUGGAUUUCAUAAUAGGGCAGCGUCGCAAUCAUUCCUGGAAUGUGGUGGACAUUUCUACAAGAAUAGGUCCGUCCACCAAGGUUCUCUACAGCCUUGUUUCCAAAAUUAAACAGUGUCCCCAGCUCACCAGCCACAGUAUGAGAUUACGAGCCUUCCUCAUGGGCCUUUUAAACUUGAGAGCUUUGGAGUUCUGGCUCAGUCAUCUGCAAAGUCAAAAAGAUGUGGUUACCACCUACUAUCACACCUGGGGGUUUCUAUUCACUUCACUGAGUCGCUGCCAGCCCCUGUUCCAGGAGCUGCUCCUCCUCCUUCAGCCACUCUCUGUGCUGCCAUUUGACCUCAACCUGCUCCUGGAGCCGCGACUGUUAUGCCACACACAGCUGUGUUCAGAGGAGUGUGAUGCUCUCCCACCUCAGCCAUGCUCGGCCCUCCUUAGACUCCCUUUCAGAACAGCCUUCGUUGGGCAAAGCUGUUUGGAGCUGCUGGUGUUUCUGCCAGAGCAGAGAAGAGUUUCCAGUCUCACUCUAAAGCACAAAGGCGAAGACUACCAUCUCAGUGGCUGCACUUGGACAGAUCGCAGCUUGGACUUCUAG
Molecule: messenger RNA, 3298 nt
Organism: Cyprinodon variegatus (sheepshead minnow)
Lineage: Eukaryota; Metazoa; Chordata; Actinopteri; Cyprinodontiformes; Cyprinodontidae
Product: iporin-like
Exons: 11
Coding region: 194-3298 (1034 amino acids)
Cellular component (GO): cytoplasmic vesicle
Source: RefSeq, a predicted model, not a curated record